Messenger RNA from Solea senegalensis (Senegalese sole), 2688 nucleotides. RefSeq names its product kelch-like protein 9. The transcript has 10 exons. Gene Ontology annotation, biological process: protein ubiquitination; regulation of cytokinesis. Bases 1 to 2076 code for a protein of 691 amino acids. NCBI's taxonomy places the organism in Eukaryota, Metazoa, Chordata, Actinopteri, Pleuronectiformes, Soleidae. Gene Ontology annotation, molecular function: ubiquitin-protein transferase activity; cullin family protein binding. The record is from RefSeq and is a predicted model, not a curated record. Gene Ontology annotation, cellular component: Cul3-RING ubiquitin ligase complex.
AUGAACGAGGGAAAUGGGGAGGACAGUGGGCCGGGCAGGCUGAGCCGCAGACUGUCCCGUCUGGGCAGCCGGCAUCAGUCCAGGGAUCCACCGAGACCUGCAGCUCCACCGGAGAGACCUCCUGCUCCACCUGAAAGACCUGCUCACCAAGAUGACAGGCGUCCUCCACCUGUCCCUGAUCCACCUCCACCUCAAUCUCCUGCACCUGCUCCCUCCCUAACGCCACCCAAACGCCCCGACAAAGCCACAAAGCCCAAACUUCCUCCUCGACCGCUUUCCAAGGUGUUUGGCAGCACUGACCAUGGAGCAGCUGUGCUGCAGGGCUGUGAUCAUUUUCGGGCGGAUGAGACUCUCUGCGAUGUCGUCUUGGUUCCAGGUGACGGGAAAGAGAAGUUCCCCGUCCACCGAGUCAUCAUGGCCUCAUCCAGUGACUAUUUCAAAGCAAUGUUCACGGGAGGCAUGAGAGAACAAGAGAUGAGGGAGAUCAAGCUGCACGGGGUCACCAAGUUAGGCUUAAAGAACAUCAUUGACUUCAUUUACACGUCCAAAGUCUACCUUGACAUGGGGAAUCUCCAGGAGACGCUGGAGGCUGCAAACUUCCUGCAGGUCAUGCCCGUGCUGAGCUUCUGUAAUAAGCUUCUGAGCAGCGAGAUCACGAUUGACAACUGCGUGGAAAUCGAACACAUCGCAACCGACCUGCAUCUGGAGGAUGUUCGGGUGAAUAUAGGUGAGUUUUUGAGCCAGAAUCUCUCUGCGAUGGUUCAGAGUGGCCGAUACCUCCAGCUCUCUGAGAUCAGCGUGGCACACGCUCUGGCCAGCAACUCACUGGAAGGUUUCUCUGAGCUGGAACUCUACCACAUCGCCAGGAAUUGGGUGGAUCAUGAACCCACCAAACGCCGCUCGUCUGUCUUCGCCUUAAUGCGCCACAUUCGCUUCCCUCUGAUGAGCCCCGGUGAGCUCAUCCAGAUCUCCCAGGAUGACGAAGAAGGGGACGACUCCUUGAUGCGCUCUGACACGGCCUGCGUGAACCUCCUGCUGGAGGCCAGCAACUACCAGAUGAUGCCGUUCAUGCAGCCGACGCUGCAGACCGAGCGCACACAGAUACGCUCAGACUCCACGCAUAUUCUGGCACUGGGCGGCGUCAUGCGGCAGCAGCUGGUGGUGAGCCGAGAGCUGAGGCUGUACGAUGAGAAGACGGGCCACUGGAAGGCGUUACAGCCCAUGGAGGCGCCACGCUACCAACAUGGCGUAGCUCUUCUAGGCGGCUUCCUCUUCAUUGUUGGAGGUCAAAGCACAUACGACACAAAAGGUAAGACGGCCAUUGACAGCGCCUACCGCUACGACCCGCGCUUCGACAAGUGGCUCCAGAUCGCGUCACUCAAUGAGAAGAGGACCUUCUUCCAUCUCAGCGCUCUGAAGGGGAAACUGUUUGCUGUGGGAGGAAGAAACACCUCAGGAGAGAUCGACACCGUGGAGUGCUACAACCUGAAGAAAAACGAGUGGACAUUUGUGACCAAUAUGAUGGAGCCUCACUAUGGACAUGCUGGAGCAGUCCAUGGAGACCUCAUGUACAUUUCAGGCGGCAUCACCCGUGACACCUUCCAGAAGGAGCUGUGGUGUUAUGACCCUACCGCCGACACGUGGAGCCGCCGCGCCGACAUGAUGGAGCUGCGCGGCCUGCACUGCAUGUGCACCGUCGGGGACAAGCUCUUCGUCAUGGGCGGGAAUCACUUCCGAGGCAGCAGCGACUACGACGACGUCCUGGGCUGCGAAUACUACAGCCCACAGACGGACCAGUGGACCAUGGUGGCGGCCAUGCCUCGAGGCCAGAGCGACGUGGGAGUGACCGUGUUUAACGGGCAAAUCUACGUGGUGGGAGGGUAUUCGUGGAACAGUAGGUGCAUGGUGGACAUUGUGCAGCGGUACGAUCCAGAACACGACGUGUGGGAGCGAGUGUUCAACGUGCUGGAGCCUCUGGGCGGGAUUCGAGCCUGCACCAUGACGGUGCAUCUGCCUGAGGGUUCAGUGGACGAGGCUCAGAUACAGGAGUGUCCACUGCCCACGGCCAAGAGCUAAGACCAGCGCAGAGCAGAGUUUUAUCUGAAGAGCACUUUUCCAACACACAAAUAUUUAAAAACAACACAGAGACGGAAAUUUGGGAAAUCAAUUUUGUUUAAAAUGAAUUAAAAAUGUAAAAAGAAGUAACUGGAGUAAACAAUAAAUAAGUUUAAGUCCUAAAAUAAGGUUAAAGGAAUGGUUUAAUGGAUACAUAACUUAGGUUAUAUUUUUGCACUCAAAAACAGCAAUUAAUAAAUGAAUUAUAUUAAUAAUAUUACUACUUUUUUUUUAAACAAGCUGCAUUGUUUAAUUUCAAGUUAUCAGCUGAUGCUUAUGUUUGUUUCUGUCAUUAGUGUGUGAGUGUGUGCUCUGUAUUUUCUGGUAGAAUAUAUUUUCUCUUGCUGAGAAAAUUAAUUAACAAAAACAAUUAUGAUUGUGAAUUGCUAACAUUAGCAUGAUGCGGCUACUUCUUUUUUAUUCAAACAAGACCUCAUAAACAAACUCAACAAAAUAUCCAUGUUUAAUUGGGUGAAUUGUUUUAAAAGAUUUAUUAAAUUUGUAGAUAUUCUGUAUUUUGUGUUUGUAAUGUAUGAGUCCAUAGCCUUGAAAUAUUAAAUACUUUUUAACUGA